Messenger RNA from Phanerochaete carnosa HHB-10118-sp, 1427 nucleotides. RefSeq lists its product as uncharacterized. The transcript has 7 exons. The record is from RefSeq and is a predicted model, not a curated record. Gene Ontology annotation, biological process: maturation of SSU-rRNA. Lineage: Eukaryota; Fungi; Basidiomycota; Agaricomycetes; Polyporales; Phanerochaetaceae. Bases 31 to 1347 code for a protein of 438 amino acids. Gene Ontology annotation, cellular component: 90S preribosome; nucleus.
GGGAUGUUGGCGACCAAGGAUAAAACAAUCAUGAAGCGGAAAAGAGUAGCGGAGGAAGACAAGGCUGCUCGUUAUGCAGGCAAAUUGCACCACUGUGCUAAAGAAUUGAAGAAAGCUGCGAAGAAGGCUAAGGACUUUGAGAUCCGUAAACUAGUGAAGCGGCUGAAGGGCCUCCGGGUGAAGAAACCCGCACCACCUGAGCUUAGAGAUUUGGAAGAGCAGCUGGUACUGCUGAAAGAAAUUGAUCAUAAAACCAUCGCCAGCAUGGCGUUGAAGACGAAACUGAAGAAGGAUAAGCAACUGUCCGAAAAUGAAAACCUCGUCGCUGCGAUUUCACAAGAGCUCAGCUGCCUCAUUGUACCUGCGCAGCCCGGCUCGAACCUUGCCAAGGUGCAAGGUCGUUUGCUGAGCCACAAGGUCAUCGCCGCCGAGGUGCAUACUAUCGUUGAGGAUGUUCGAACUACGGUAUUCCCAGAAUUGAAGCUGACCGCUGUGACUGAGGCUUCCGAUGGUGAACUACACGAGGAUGUUCCUUUACGACCCACGAAGAAGGUCAAGAUGGUCUCAGCAGGCCCCGAGAAGACUGACGAGGGGGAUUCCGAUGAUGAAAGUUCGCUGAAUAAUCGAGUGACUAUCUCCGAUGAGGAAGAGGUUGCGGACGACGGGUGGGACUCGGGAACUGUGCAUGGAGAAUCAGAUAGUGAAGAGGAAGAAGAUAACAAGGCAGAGGACAAUGGGGUAGCAUCCGAAGUAAAGACUAAGGAUGGUGAAAGCGACGACGAGGAUACAGUCUCCCGUUCAAAGCAGCCGCCGAGGAAGACUCCGCCUCCGAGAGCCUCCACGAGCAAGAAAGGAGAGUCGACGUUUUUUCCUUCGCUAGCUGUUGGAUUCACCCGGGGUGACUCCGACGCGUCUGACUUGAGUGAUGCUGAAGUUGCGCGCGCGGAGGGUGGUGCCAGAAAGAACAGAAGGGGUCAGCGGGCCAGGCGAGCCAUCUGGGAGAAAAAGUACGGCAAGAAUGCCAAUCAUUUCAAGAAACGUGAAACUUUCGGAGCAGUAAAAGGUUACCCGAAUAAGACGAGUGACCGAGAUGUAAAUGGAUCUCGCGACAACCCGCGCGGCAACUCUCAGGCUAACAAGAGGCCGCACGCUCAGGCGCAAUCUAGAAACGUCACAUACUCUCAAAGAGCGUCGAGUUCACAUGUAUCAUCAGUGCAGACAGGCCCGACAACGCGGAAGGAGAGAGACAAGCCGCUCCAUCCAUCAUGGGAAGCAAAACGCAAGCUGAAGGAGAAGCAAAAUCCGGCACUCAUUGCGCCUCGGGGCAAGAAGAUAGUCUUCGAGUAGUAUUUUCAACCUUCUCUCUCCUGUAGCUCCUGUCUGCCUUGCUCGACUUUAUUCGUAUGAAAUUGUGAUUAGUGCUACGC